AUGAACUGGGAAGAGAUGCUGCAGUUCCACAAGGAAUCGGGAUAUCGGUACCAGGUGCUGGAGCUCAUCCCCGACGUUGACAGUAGGAUGGGCAUCAAAGCCAAGAGCACGCCGACCGCCGCCUCGUCAGCCGCCGACGGGAACCUGGACCAUGUGCACAAGAUCUUCUUCUCAAGCUGGAAUCGAACCGUCCUGGAGAAGCUGGAGCAGGUGCUUCAGGAACGCUACGGCAACGACUUGACAGUGAGCUUCUCAGCGCCUCACAAUGUCGAUAUCACCGCCAAAGGGGUGACAAAGGCGUGGGCCCUGGAGCGUCUCUACGCGCAAAUGGCGCCCUUGCCGCACGAGACAGCGUCGACGGCGACGCCGGCGCAGCGGCUGAAGGCCACCGUCGCGUUCGGCGAUGACCUCAAUGAUGCCGCGAUGCUGAGUAGCGUGGGCCGCGGCUUCAUAAUGGGCAACUGCAGCCUGAAGCUUCGGCAGCAAUGCCCGGAGCUGGAGGUGAUUCAGACUAACGCCGAGGACGCUGUCGCCCGCAAGCUACGCGAGGUAUUCCGCUUGGAAUAG
This is a messenger RNA of Leishmania mexicana MHOM/GT/2001/U1103, 567 nucleotides long. RefSeq lists its product as hypothetical. Lineage: Eukaryota; Euglenozoa; Kinetoplastea; Trypanosomatida; Trypanosomatidae. The record is from RefSeq and is a predicted model, not a curated record. The coding region runs from base 1 to 567 and encodes 188 amino acids. The transcript has a single exon.